Messenger RNA from Branchiostoma floridae (Florida lancelet), 2838 nucleotides. Its product is annotated as serine racemase-like. Gene Ontology annotation, molecular function: serine racemase activity; L-serine ammonia-lyase activity; pyridoxal phosphate binding. The record is from RefSeq and is a predicted model, not a curated record. Gene Ontology annotation, biological process: pyruvate biosynthetic process; D-serine biosynthetic process; L-serine metabolic process. NCBI's taxonomy places the organism in Eukaryota, Metazoa, Chordata, Leptocardii, Amphioxiformes, Branchiostomatidae. The transcript is spliced from 7 exons. The coding region runs from base 310 to 1299 and encodes 329 amino acids.
GGGCGGAUUGCAUUGUGUUCACGAUAUGCCAGAAUUUGUCGCCUGAUCUUUCGCAGUGCCAACGAACUGCAGUGCAUAAAGAGACAACAACGUCAACAACAGUUCAGCUUCACCAAUUGAAUCUUCAGGUCCCAGGUUUGCGGUAAAGGCUGAGCUGCCUAUCUGGCCUGUCUAGCUGGCCUGGCUAUCACAUAUAAGGCUACCCAGAUCCCCUGAUUCAUCCCAAUACACGAUCAGACACCAAAAGAUUUAGUGAAAUACAUCAAAAUAACACCCAUUCCACUGAAGUCGCGUACUUAGUCUAACAAUAUGGGCACCAAUCGUGAGGUCAAUCUCGAAACUAUCAAAGAGGCUGCCUGUACCUUGUCUGGUCACGUGAUAGAAACGCCAAUACAAACCUGUGAGACUCUGGACUUGUUGGCUGGAAGAAGGCUCUUUUUUAAGUGCGAGAACUUCCAGAGGUCAGGAUCCUUUAAGUUCCGUGGAGCCUUCAACGCCGUGUCCCGAUUGGUCAGUUCGAAUCCAAACGAACCAAUCAAACGGCAACUCCAUGUGGUGGGUUGCAGCAGUGGGAACUACGCCUGCGGACUGGCCCUGGCAGCAAAGCACCACGGAGUUACAGCUCAUGUGAUCAUGCCAAACAACUGCCCAGAGUGCAAGAAACAAACUGUGUUAUCAUACGGUGCCAAUCUGUUACAACGUGAACAGAAGGAUUUUAUCCCAGCUCGGAAACAGGUGGAAGAUUUGACAGGAGCGGUCUUCAUCUCGAGCAGUCAACAUCCUGACGUCAUAUCCGGGCAGGGAACGAUGGGAUUGGAACUUCUCCAACAGGUGCCUGACUUGGAUGCUGUGAUUAUGCCAGUCGGUGGUGGGGGGAUGCUGGCAGGUGUAUCAAUGGUCAUCAAGUCCAUCUGUCCCGAGGUCCGUGUUUAUGGAGCCGAACCGGAGGUUGCAAACCAAGCGGCCCUUUCCCUCCAGACGGGUGAGCGGCGCGCCUUUUCACAUUUCCCGCGCAGCAUAGCUGAUGGACUUGUCUGCGGCAUUGGGGAAGUGACGUGGGCAUACAUCCGGGACAAUGUUGACGACAUCUUCACUGUUUCAGAGGACGAGAUAAAGAAUGCCAUGCGGCUGGUGUGGGAGCGUAUGAAGCUUGUAGUGGAGCCAUCAGGCGUGGUGGGCGUGGCCGCGGUGUUGUGUGACAGCUUCAAGGCACGAGCGGGAGGGUGCAAGAACGUCGCCGUCAUUCUGUCAGGAGGGAACGUGGAUCUACAGAAGCUGCCGGAGAUACUUAAAAUGUGAUCUUGUCUCUCACCUGAAAACACGCUCACACAUUCUCAUACAAAGACCCUCACCGGGGAUCUAUUAAACUGGGAAGAGGCUUCCACUUUCGUACGCAUGGUUUAUAACCAGAUGUCAGAGAAUCGUCUAUGCCAAAGGAAAACAUUUGGGCGUGUCUUUGAUUGACUGAAAGCUGGGCAAUUCUUUGAUUGGCUGAAAGCUGGGCAAUUCUUUGAUUGGCUGAAAGCUGGGCAAUUCUUUGAUUGGCUGAAAGCUGGGCAAUUCUUUGAUUGGCUGAAAGCUGGGCAAUUCUUUGAUUGGCUGAAAGCUGGGCAAUUCUUUGAUUGGCUGAAAGCUGGGCAAUUCUUUGAUUGGCUGGAAGCUGGGCAAUUCUUUUAUUGGCUGGAAGCUGGGCAAUUCUUUGAUUGGCGGAAAGCUGGGCAAUUCUUUGAUUGGCUGAAAGCUGGGCAAUUCUUUGAUUGGCUGAAAGCUGGGCAAUUCUUUGAUUGGCUGAAAGCUGAGCAAUUCUUUGAUUGGCUGAAAGCUGGGCAAUUCUUUGAUUGGCUGAAAACUGGGCAAUUCUUUGAUUGGCUGAAAGCUGGGCAAUUCUUUGAUUGGCUGAAAGCUGGGCAAUUCUUUGAUUGGCUGAAAGCUGAGCAAUUCUUUGAUUGGCUGAAAACUGGGCAAUUCUUUGAUUAGCUGAAAGCUGGGCAAUUCUUUGAUUAGCUGAAGUUCAGGGAAGUUCCGCAAAUGUAGUCUAAUUGUCAUUGUGAACAUGUGGAAUUGUUGCUAUCACAGUGAUGAUGUAAUGUGUGACACAUCUAUUCUGUUUAUAACUAGUAUUUACUAUCCAAGCAGAUGUUCGGCUCUGCUUGGCCGGCGGACACUAACAAAACAGUAUAAUAGAAAGCCCAACAAAAUCACCUAAACACGUAAAAAAACAACAGGCGGAUCCGAACCUCUGCUUGGAGAGCAAACCUGAUUCAUUUUACACCAUAGGUUAUCUACGUACACGUCCCAUCGUAAAACGCACCAUUUUUGCCACUCUCCUAUCUCCUCACCUCGCCUCACCUAUCCCUUGACUCUUCUAUCUACCAUCCCAGAUAUAGAUCUUUACACCACAUAAACCGCACGGGACGCCUUGCAACGCUUAACUUCCACCGAGCAUUCUGUAACGAUUCCCACAUCGCUUCUCCACUAUUGACGUUAGAUGGCUUGAUGCUCUUACAUAUGUUUUUAUGUGACAAAGGUUUACGACUAUAUUACACAUUGAUAGAAUAGUACGGAACGAAUGGUUUAUGACGUCGUUGAAAGACGCAUCACACAGUAGCAGCAUCCGUUGUCUGACAAGGAAUAUGAUUUACUGUUAGAACUAAUAAAGAUAGAAACAUUACAAGCUUUACAAAACUCGCUUUUUGACAUAUACGUGUACUCGUCUAAAUGCUUAUUAACAUUGCUAACACUUUGAGUUGUUGAGUGGGGUACUUUCUCGUGUGCGUGUCUGUGUGUGUGUGUCUAUGUUUCUGCACAAUUGCAGUCACCAAUAACUCGAGAACCCCU